AUGACUGACUACGGUCCUCGUGCUCCCCAUGGGCCCGACAUGUCGGGCACCCACAACCCGCUGGAGGAUAUGGAUUCCAGCGAGAAGGGUGCCUUCGACCGCCUCAUUCGCCCUGACGACAGUUACAAUGAGCAGGGUGUCUACUGGGCUGACAUGCCCUUGGGCGAGAAGAUCAAAUUCAUCAGUUCCUACGAUGCCAAGGAAGCCCGCACCGAGCUUUCCAGCAUUUGGGCCAUGAUGAAGAAGGACCCAUUGUCUCCCGUUUCAUACUACUUCCGCAACAUGGUGCUUCCCGGUGCUGGUCUGGGGUUGGAGGGCUAUGUCCUGUUCUCCAUCGGAAACAUCAAGCCGCUCAUGCAGAAGGCCUUCCCGGCGUGCUGGGAAACCCACGAGAUUUGUAGCAAGGAGUGGCUGAGUGCCGUUGAUUACCUGGAGAUCAUCGGUAUUAUUGUGGGUCAGAUUUUGGUCGGUUUUGUUGGUGACUGGAUCGGUCGUCGCUGGGGUCUGAUUCAGGAUGCAACUAUCAUGUUCAUCGGUCUGAUCAUGUUGACUGCCGCCUGGGGUGUGACCCAGAAUGGCUGGGUCAUCUGCUACGCGUGGUCUCUGUUCUUCUAUUCCGUUGGUGUUGGUGGUGAAUACCCCAUGACUGCCACUUCUGGUAUGGAGAACGCGGUUGGCUCCGGAAAGAUCUCCACCAAGGAAGAUCGUCUGCACCGUGGCCGUAAGGUUACCAGCGCGUUCCUUAUGCAAGGUUGGGGUCAGUUCUUCAACCAGGUCAUCCUGAUCAUCCUGCUGCUGUGCUUCCAUCACGGCAGUGGUAACAACCCCUACUCGACUGUGGCUGUGCAGUGGACGUACCGUGUCUCUUUCGCCAUCCCCGCGGUGGGCACCUUGUGGCUUGUCUACUACCGUGCCUACCACAUGAAGGCUGCUUCUAAGCAACUCGACGCUGCGAAGAAGAAGGCCUCGGUCACUGGCUACGAUGUGGAAUCUCUGCGCUUGACCUUCAAGCACUUUGGCCCCCGUCUCCUCGCCACCGCUGGCGGUUGGUUCGCCAAUGACGUGUUCUUCUACGGAAACAAGCUUUUCCAGAGCGAUUUUAUCAAAGUCAUCUCCCCUGCAUCUGACUCGGUCAUGCCUACGUGGCUGUGGAACUUGGUGAACGUCGGUGUCUCGCUGUGUGGUUACUACCUCGCCUCGUUCCUCAUCGACAACAAGCUUUACGGCCGAAAGUGGAUGCAGACCGUUGGAUUCCUCAUGUGUUUCAUCCUCUUCGUCGUACCCGCUUUCCACUACAAGUACUACAAGUCCGAAGCCCACAUCAAGGAGUUCCAGACGAUGUAUUUCCUGAGCUCCUUUUUCAACCAGUUUGGUCCCAACUGUGUUAGCUUCCUGGUCGCCGCUGAAGUCUUCCCCACGCCGAUCCGUGCCACUGCCCACGGUAUGUCCGCUGCCGCGGGUAAGGCUGGUGCUCUCUUGGCCUCUGUCCUCUACAACUACAUUGACACGCAGACCAAGUUCUAUGUUGUGCCCUGGUUCGGUCUUGCCGGUGUAGUUCUCACCCUGGCUUUCCUGCCCGACACUACUGGUCUUGACCUCAAGGAGCAGGAGCGCCGCUGGCAGUGCCUCCGCGAAGGCCGCGAGGAGGAUUACCACGGCCCCGCCGUCCACCCAAAGCACCUCUCCUGGUACGAGCGCUUUGUGUUGAAGAAGGGCCGCUUCUAUGACGCCGAGCUGGACUACCAACAAAAGGUGGAAGAGUAUCGUAUCGAGUGGGAAGCCCUGAUGGCUCAGCGCGUUGCUGAGCAGGAGAAGGGUGAGGACAACUUUGACACGGAUGACACCUUGUUGGAGGGUCAUGUCCACACCUACUUCCACCGCACCAGCCCCAUGUUCAAGGGCAUGGAGAAGGUCUCGAAUAAGCAGGACAACUUCCGUCUUCCACCUGCUGCCGAGUCUGGUUCUGAAGGGAGCUUCUCCAACGAGAAGACCGAUGAGCAACAACCAAGAGAGAAGUAG
Molecule: messenger RNA, 2019 nt
Organism: Penicillium oxalicum
Lineage: Eukaryota; Fungi; Ascomycota; Eurotiomycetes; Eurotiales; Aspergillaceae
Product: putative MFS phosphate transporter
Exons: 3
Coding region: 1-2019 (672 amino acids)
Biological process (GO): transmembrane transport
Cellular component (GO): membrane
Molecular function (GO): transmembrane transporter activity
Source: RefSeq, a predicted model, not a curated record